AUGGCAAGUGAACUGAAGGAGUUGAAGUCGCAACAACGGCAGGUUCGGAGUACCUUUGAAGGGAUACGGCAGUUCAUCCUCAAAUUCAAGCCGGAGAAGCAUGAAGCGCAGGUCGAAACAAGGAUGGAAAUCUUGGAGGAAGCGAUGCAGAAGUUUUACGAAGCUGAUGAACGGGAAUUGAUGGAGUCUAAAGCUGACCCGGCGGACUUGCAUGAUCAGUUAGAAGCACUCAUCGAAAAGCGGCAGUUAGAACACAGUGCGAUUAUCCAGCAGGCUGAGGAUACCUACUGCGAGUUGAAGUCGUCCCUGCAACGUCUGCGAGCAAACCUAGUUUCCGGAUCAUCUUCUGGCCCAUCCGUAGCGUCAAUCCAAGGCCCAACAGCUCUAUCUACGGUGAAGUUGCCUGAGAUUCGUCUACCCAGUUUUGGCGGUAAAAUCCGAGAUUGGGUCACGUUUCGGGACAUGUUCAGGAGCCUGAUCCACCGAAAUCAGCAGCUCACUGACAUCGAUAAAUUCACUUAUCUCAGGUCGUCACUAGAAGGUGAAGCGCUUCGGGAGAUCGGGAUGAUCGAGAUCACCGCUGCAAAUUACAUCAUCGCCUGGGAACAGUUGCAAAAGCGGUAUGAGAAUAAAAAACUCAUCGUCAAGGCUCAUAUCGAUGCCCUAUUUGCAGUGGAACCAUUGAAGCGGGAGAACUACGACUCUCUUUGCCAGUUGAUCAGCGAGUACGACCGCAAUCUUCAGAUGUUGGACAAAAUUGGCGAGGACACGUCGAAGUGGAGCACGAUUCUUGUUCACAUGGUGUGUUCUAGACUGGACGCAGCCACUCUACGAAACUGGGAAACCCAUCACGCCUCCACGCAGGUUGCAACGUACGAUCAACUGAUGGAGUUUCUACGCAAGCACUGUGCCAUUCUCCAAUCGAUAGCUCCAGCAAAGUCAGCCCAAAUGGAAGUAAGGAAACCUAAGUUCACCGUAAGCCAUGCUCAAACUUCUGCGCCAGCUUCUAGCCGGUGCCCAUUCUGCUCCGAAGAAAUGCAUUCAGCGUUCAAAUGCCAGAAGUUCAUCAAAAUGAAGAUUCCCGAGCGCUAUGAGAAAGUGAAACGGUGCGGCCUGUGUCUGAAUUGCCUGUCUCCAUCGCACCUGGUUCGAGCGUGUACCGCUGGCGUGUGUAGACAUUGCCAGAAGAAGCAUCAUUCGCUCCUCCAUUCCGGAGGCUUCAACGGUGGAAGGCCUGCUGCAUCAACGCCGCAGAAUGACUCCUCCGGCCCACAAGCUCAGAAUCGAUCACAGGUGACAAACACACAGCAAACACAGCCACAAGCCCAGAACCAACCAACUCACACUCAGGCAGCUGGUCCUAGUACUAGCUCGCUCCCCAUUGCAAACACAAGUUCGCUUACGCAAACACCACCACCAACCACCACAGAUCCCACACUUCCAAGCAAUUCCCUACCCGCCACUAUACACACCUCUACACGUCAAGUCUUGCUGUCGACAGCGCUCGUUCGUGUGUCGGACAGAUAUGGAAAUACCCAGUUAGCCAGAGUUCUUCUGGAUUCUUGCUCGGAGUACUGCUUCGUUACCACGAAGCUCUCUCAAAAGCUGAGACUAGCUGAAACGUUUAGCUAUCUAUCAGUAGCUGGGAUUGGAGGUUCAGUAGUGCAAUCUACGAAGAAGGUCGAGGCUACGAUAUCUCCACGAUCCUCCAGCAUCUCCUCGUAUUCCGAAACCAUCCAGCUUCACGUGCUUCCAAAACUCACUUCGGAAUUGCCGAUCAAUCCAGUAAAUGUCCACGAAUUGGCCAUUCCGAGUGGAAUGAUUUUGGCGGAUCCGAACUUCCACAAGCCCGGUCCGAUCGACAUCAUAUUGGGCGCGGAGUACUAUUACGAUUUGCUCCUCGAGGACAAGCUGAAACUAUCCGACGAUGGACCGACGCUGCAAGGUACCGUGUUCGGAUGGGUUGUCUCAGGACGUGUUCCUGGGAAUGUCGUCGAAGUUCCUACAACAGUCACUCAUUCCUGUUCCACACUCGAGCUGCGAGAACUCAUGGCCAAGUUUUGGGAACUGGAGUCCUGCAAUAGUUCGAGUACGUUGUCGGUUGAAGAAGCUGUAUGUGAAGACAUAUUUGAGAAGACGACUGUUCGAGACAGUGAAGGAAGUUUUGUCGUCACUCUUCCCAAGAAGGAGCACGUUAUCAACCAGUUGGGAGACUCUAGGACCACCGCACUAAAAAGACUUCACGGAAUGGAGCGACGAUUUGCAACGAACGAUCAGUUGAAGGCACUCUACAUCGACUUCGUUCAGGAAUACCUGUCCAUGAAUCACAUGCGUGAGGUCGAUGGUGGAGAAGACAAAUUGGCGUAUUAUCUUCCGCAUCACGCCGUACUCAAACCUGAAAGCACGACCACCAAAUUGAGAGUUGUUUUCGACGGUUCCUGUCGCUCCUCAUCCGGCGUAUCUUUGAACGAUGGACUAAUGGUAGGACCUGUCGUGCAGGAUGACUUGUUCUCCAUCAUUUUGCGCUUUCGAUCAUGGCAAUUCGUACUGGUAGCGGACAUUGCCAAGAUGUACCGCAUGGUCAAGGUUGCGGAAGACGAUCAGCCACUUCAACGGAUUUUGUGGAGGGAUUCGCCUGAUCAGCCUGUCAGGACUUACGAAUUGACCACAGUCACCUACGGAACCGCAUCAGCGCCCUAUCUGGCAACCAAAUGUCUCCAACGACUAGGCACAGAAGGAGAGGCUUCGCACCCAGUAGCUGCGAAGGUUGUUCGUAAGGAUUUCUAUGUGGACGAUUUGUUAACCGGCACGGACAGUAUAGAAGAGGGAAAAACUCUCGCAUCGGAGCUGAUUACCCUGACGAAUUCAGCAGGCUUCAACCUGCGCAAGUGGAGCUCGAACAAUCCCGAACUACUGUCGACGAUUCCAUCAGAGCUUCGAGACGAUCGAACAACCCUAGAACUCGAUUCGUCUACAUCCGUUGUCAAAACCCUUGGACUCAUCUGGGAACCUUCAAGGGACAGCUUCAAGUUUGCCGUUCCACGCUGGAGCGCAGAACCAGUAAUCACCAAGCGUGUCGUUCUCUCCGAUACCGCUCGUAUCUUCGACCCCCUCGGACUCAUCGGUCCGGUCACAGUUCAAGCUAAGAUUUUCCUUCAGCAACUCUGGAAGGAGAAGUCGGAUUGGGACGACCCGUUGCCAGAUUCCUGCCAAGCCUUUUGGAACGAGUUUCGUUGGAACGCCAGUGCACUGGAAUCUCUUGCUGUGCCGAGGUGGAUAGGCUUCAAUAGCAAGUUAGCAUCCGUAGAACUACACGGCUUCUGCGACGCAUCAGAGGCAGCAUAUGGUGCUUGCCUGUAUUUACGGUGUGAAACCACCGACGGAUCGGUCACCGUUCGACUGAUAACUUCGAAGUCUCGUGUGGCACCAUUGGAAGACCUCUCUCGCAAGAAGAAAAAGCAGUCGAUUCCGCGGCUGGAACUAUCAUCAGCGUUACUUCUUAGCCACCUCUACGAAAAGUUCUGCACGAGUGUCCAGAUUCCCGCCAAGGCUUACUUCUGGACAGAUUCCAUGAUAGUCAAGUGCUGGUUAUCCUCGCUGCCGUCGCGUUGGCAAAUCUUUGUUGCCAACCGGGUUUCAGAAAUCCAGCAUAUCACCAAGUCUGGAAUAUGGAAUCAUGUCGCCGGCGCUGAAAACCCGGCAGAUAUAGUCUCCCGAGGAAUGACACCAGCCCAGCUAGCGUAUCAGACUCUAUGGUUUGAAGGUCCUUUAUGGUUGCGCCAAGAUCAGUCUACUUGGCCAAAGUCAGCAACUGUUCAAUCGGAGUUGGACAGCGCGCUCUUGGAGGAAAGGCCUUCAACAUCAGUUCCCGUUCAAAUCAAACCGCCCAAUCCCAUCUUUUCGCUACGAUCGUCGUUUCCGGCGCUCGUUCGCAUCGUUGCCUGGGUCCGUCGAUUCCGGCACAACGCAGUCUCGAGUAAUCGAUCCUGCAAACGAAGCGGAAAUCUAUCUACGAUAGAGCUCAACGAAUCGGAGUUGCAGCUGGUGCGGUUAGCACAGUCGGAAACCUUUCCGGCAGAAAUAUCAGCAUUAUCCAAGAACCAACAAAUCAGUCCAUCAUCGAAACUCCUCGCAGCAAAUCCCAGCCUGAUGGAGGGCGUACUUCGUGUCGGCGGCCGGUUGCAGCAUGCUCCCAUACCGGAAGGCCGAAAACAUCCGUUGAUUCUCCAUCACCAACAUCCACUGACGAAAUUGAUAAUGGAACAUUACCACCGUAAACUUUUCCACGCCGGACAGCAACUUUUGAUUAGCUCCGUCAGGGAGAAGUUCUGGCCACUACGAGCCCGAGAUGUCGCACGUUGGACUAUCCACCGGUGCGUGUCGUGCUUCCGGAACAAACCAAAGGUCCAUGAACAGCUGAUGGCCGAUCUACCCUCCGUCCGGGUCACACCCGGAGCAGUCUUUCUGAAGGUCGGAAUCGAUCUGUGCGGACCUUUCUACAUUCGAUACCCUGGUCGGAAAGCCACACCGAUAAAAUCCUUUGUGUGCAUUUUCGUUUGUCUGGCCACCAAGGCCGUACACUUGGAGAUUGUAGCAGACCUGUCAACCCAAGCCUUUCUGGCGUCGUUCAAACGGUUUGUUGCCAUCCGCGGCAAGCCACGGUUGGUCAUGUGUGACAACGCAACCAACUUCGUUGGAGCGAACAAGGAGCUCGAAGCAAUCCGUCGGCUGCUGAACAAUCAACAAGUCCAACAUGCGAUGGUGAAUGCGGCACUGGAAGAUGAAAUUGAGUUCAGGUUCAUCCCGCCGCGCACCCCCAAUUUCGGCGGACUUUGGGAGGCGGCCGUGAAAUCCUUCAAAGGUCACUUUCGGAAGACGAUCGGAGAUCGAGUGUUGACCUACGACGAGUUCCACACCGUGGUUCAUCAGGUUGCAGCGAUUCUCAACUCUAGGCCGUUGACUCCGCUGAGCAAUGAUCCGACCGAUUUCACUGCGCUCACUCCAGGCCAUUUCCUGGUAGGUCGGCCGCUCACGGCGGUUCCAGAGCCGGACCUGCAAGAGGUUCCAGAAAACCGGCUCUCUCAAUGGCAACGCACUCAAGACUUUGUUCAGCAACUAUGGAGAAAAUGGAAAACGCAGUAUCUCUCCGAUCUGCACAACAGAACGAGAUGGUCUCGUAAACGGGACAACAUUCAUGUUGGAACCAUGGUUCUCGUCAAGGAGGACAACCUGCCACCCCAAAAGUGGCGGCUAGGGAGAGUCACCGAGAUUUUUCCGAGCCAGGACGGAAACGUCCGCGUGGUGAGCGUCCGCACCCAGGAUGCUGCACCCGCGUCCCGGCCAACGGGACGGGCCGGUCAUCAUCUAGAAGUCGUCAAGUUCAUCCGUUUGCCAAACCGUCAUUCGUCCGUUUCGCAUGAAGCUUGUCCUGUGUCGUCACACAUGUUCUGUCCAAGGUUUUGGUGCACGGUCUGCUUUCCCAAUUCACAAGGUCUUCCUCAUCACCUAAUCAAGGUCGUCAUCGAAUGUCAUCCCGAGAGCGAAGGGCCCUUCGCUCGUUCCGUUGGUCCUACCCGAUCGGUCAUCAAGCGAAUUGAUCACUCGCACUGA
Aedes albopictus (Asian tiger mosquito) is the source of this 5610-nucleotide messenger RNA. RefSeq lists its product as uncharacterized. The record is from RefSeq and is a predicted model, not a curated record. Gene Ontology annotation, molecular function: nucleic acid binding. Gene Ontology annotation, biological process: DNA integration. The transcript has 3 exons. The coding region runs from base 1 to 5610 and encodes 1869 amino acids. NCBI's taxonomy places the organism in Eukaryota, Metazoa, Arthropoda, Insecta, Diptera, Culicidae.